Messenger RNA from Heterobasidion irregulare TC 32-1, 582 nucleotides. RefSeq lists its product as uncharacterized. Bases 1 to 582 code for a protein of 193 amino acids. NCBI's taxonomy places the organism in Eukaryota, Fungi, Basidiomycota, Agaricomycetes, Russulales, Bondarzewiaceae. The record is from RefSeq and is a predicted model, not a curated record. Gene Ontology annotation, cellular component: endoplasmic reticulum. The transcript has 4 exons.
AUGGCUUCUCCGCGGCCAUUUUCUGCCCGACCUCUCGAUUUCAUCUAUUUCAUAUUUUUCAUGAUCCAUAUACCUGCUUCAUUGCUUGUUGAUUUUCAGGCUAUCUAUCCUUCGCACCUGGUCCCACGACUCAUACAGGUCAUCCCAACUUGGUAUGUGGGGAUGUCAGGAGAUCCUUUCAUUGGCGGUGCUAUGGGAUUCCUUGGGAAUAAAUCCGACUAUGUUUGGUUCAAGACCUUUCUCUAUUUGGAGGCCGCCUUCCAAUUUCCGGUCUUCAUACUUGGUCUGCGCGGAUUAUGGAAGGAAUCCCGUCUAAUCUAUGUCCUGCUCGUCAUAUACGGCGCUUCAACCAGUACCACGACUUUGGCUUGCUUGUCCGUUCUCAUGCAGACUCCUACCACCUCCCCUUCAACAAUUGCCGCAAAUGUGGUCUCCGUCUCGUCUACUCAGCGGAUGAUGCUUUUAUCAAGCUAUCUGCCAUUCUUCUUCCUCCCACUAGGCAUGACGGUGGACAUGGGACUGCGUAUUCAGAGUUUGGUUGUGUCGGGUCUCCGGGCGGACAAGGGUUCGAAGGCCCAGUGA